Messenger RNA from Pseudophryne corroboree (corroboree frog), 2235 nucleotides. Its product is annotated as zinc finger protein 3 homolog. The transcript is spliced from 3 exons. Gene Ontology annotation, cellular component: nucleus. Lineage: Eukaryota; Metazoa; Chordata; Amphibia; Anura; Myobatrachidae. Gene Ontology annotation, molecular function: DNA-binding transcription factor activity, RNA polymerase II-specific; catalytic activity. Bases 1 to 2016 code for a protein of 671 amino acids. The record is from RefSeq and is a predicted model, not a curated record. Gene Ontology annotation, biological process: regulation of transcription by RNA polymerase II.
AUGGGUCCAGACACAAUACGGGUAACUACCCUUAAUGUAAAGGGCCUGAAUAUUCCUGAAAAAAGAUCUAAACUCCUUAAGUGGCUCAGAGACGAGAGAUUGGAUGUUGCCCUGCUGCAAGAAACACACUUUAGGAUUGGUUGCGUCCCAUCACUUAAAAGUCACUAUUACCCCCAUGUUUUCAUGGCUAACAAUCCCAAUGGGAAGACGUUGGGUGUAGCUAUUUUCUUGGCCCGUCACUUACCUGUCCUAAAUGUUUCCUCCCAUAGACUGGUAGAGGGUAGGGGUUUGUUGGUUAAGUGUGAAAUUCAUGGCCAACGCUUUUCCUUUUUAAAUGUUUACGCUCCCAACUCUAAACAACCCUCUUUCUUGACUUCGGUGUUGGAAACUGCUGAGCCUCUUCUUGAGGGAGUGGUGGUGAUGGGAGGAGAUUUAAAUUGGACGCUUGAUCCCCUUCAUGACACCUCUAGGAAGAUUGCCCUCCGACCAGAGAAGGAGUAUAGGAGAGUGCGACGUGCCCUGCUCGACCACCAGCUGAUUGACUCAUGGAGACUGACACAUCCCUCUGAGGAUAACAAGGGUCGCCCCCAACAUGAGACUAUUAAAAUUGCUAAAGCCUUUCAGGAAUACUAUUCCACAUUAUAUAACCUUUCGGGGCCAUCUGGGCGGGCAGAUAAGAUAUCCCAUCAGGCAGCCAUAUCUUCUUAUUUGAGAUCCCUAGACUUCCCGACAUUGUCCAAGGCAGAUGCCGAUGACCUGGACGUGCCCUUUUCGGCAGAGGAGGUCAUGAAAGCUAUUGAUUCCUCGCCCAAUGAUGGACCCACAAGCAGGAAUAUCUCAGAAGUACAUCUAAUGUUAUCCCUGGAUUGUGAAAUAACAGAUAAUGACAGUAGACAGGAUUCUCCAGGAGAUAAUCCCAUUACCCCAAUUAUACAUCAAGCUCUAUCAGCUGAUCCCCCUGAUCCUGGGAAAUGUUCUCCUGAUCACUCUAUUACAGCUCUGAGAUUAGAUACAGAGUUUCCCUGUUCUACAGAUGCCAAAUGUUUUACACAGAACACAAACCGUAUUACUCAUCAGCCAGCUAAGGCAGGUGAGAGGCCAUUUCCAUGUUCUGAGUGUGGGAAAUGUUUUACAUAUAAAUCAGAUCUUGUUAGACAUCAGAGAAGUCACACUGGUGAGAAGCCAUUUCCAUGUUCUGAGUGUGGGAAAUUUUUUACAAAUAAAUCAAAUCUUGUUACACAUCAGAGAAGUCACACUGGUGAGAAGCCAUUUCCAUGUUCUGAGUGUGGGAAAUUUUUUACAAAUAAAUCAAAUCUUGUUACACAUCAGAGAAGUCACACAGGUGAGAAGCCGUAUUCCUGUUCUGAGUGUGGGAAAUGUUUUGCACAGAAAUCGGAUCUUUUUAUACAUCAGAGAAGUCACACAGGUGAGAAGCCGUAUUCCUGUUCUGAGUGUGGGAAAUGUUUUGCAUCGAAAUCAUAUCUUGUUACACAUCAGAGAAGUCACACAGGUGAGAAGCCGUAUUCCUGUUCUGAGUGUAUGAAAUGUUUUCCACAGAAAUCAGAUCUUGUUACACAUCAGAGAAGUCACACUGGUGAGGAGCCAUUUCCAUGUUCUGAGUGUGGGAAAUUUUUUACAAAAAAAUCAAAUCUUGUUACACAUCAAAGAAGUCACACAGGUGAGAAGCCGUAUUCCUGUUCUGAGUGUGGGAAAUGUUUUGCAUCGAAAUCAAAUCUUGUUACACAUCAGAGAAGUCACACAGGUGAGAAGCCGUAUUCCUGUUCUAACUGUUGGAAAUGUUUUAGACAGAAAUCAGAUCUUGUUACACAUCAGAGAAGUCACACAGGUGAGAAGCCAUUUUCCUGUUCUGAGUGUGGGAAAUGUUUCACACAGAAAUCAGCCCUUGUUAAACAUCAGAGAAGUCACACAGGUGAGAAGCCGUAUUCCUGUUCUGAGUGUGUGAAAUGUUUUAGACAGAAAUCAGGUCUUGUUACACAUCAGCGGUUUCACAGGUGAGAAGCCGUUUUCAUGCUGUGAGAGAAAUAAAUCCGCUUUUGUUGAACAUAUUAGACAUUACCCAAGCACGGAACCAUUUAAAUCUUCUGGAGUAUAAUUAUCACUGUCAUGCAAUGUUCCUCAAGGGUCAAUCCUAUCUCCUAUGCUUCAUGCAAUAUACAGUCUGGUCCAUAUAUAUUGGGACAUCAACACAAUUCUCAUAUUUUGGGCUCUAUACAC